Scomber scombrus (Atlantic mackerel) is the source of this 2497-nucleotide messenger RNA. RefSeq names its product cytochrome P450 2F5-like. The record is from RefSeq and is a predicted model, not a curated record. Gene Ontology annotation, biological process: xenobiotic metabolic process. Gene Ontology annotation, cellular component: intracellular membrane-bounded organelle; cytoplasm. Bases 92 to 1570 code for a protein of 492 amino acids. The transcript is spliced from 9 exons. NCBI's taxonomy places the organism in Eukaryota, Metazoa, Chordata, Actinopteri, Scombriformes, Scombridae. Gene Ontology annotation, molecular function: iron ion binding; oxidoreductase activity, acting on paired donors, with incorporation or reduction of molecular oxygen, reduced flavin or flavoprotein as one donor, and incorporation of one atom of oxygen; heme binding.
GCUAUAAAAGCUGCAUGUACUCCUUGACAGAUUGCACCUUUAGUCAACUGCAGAGGACACAGGUAGAAUAUUUCCUUUUUUUCGGAGCAUUAUGGAGUUUUCUGGCACAUUAGUUUUAGCAGUGCUGAUCUUAACUUUGCUGUGGCUGUUGAGCCUGAAGAGUCGUAGACAGUAUUGUUUACCUCCUGGACCCCCUGCCCUGCCUAUCAUAGGAAACCUGCUGCAGCUGGACAAAAGAGCUCCAUUUAAAACUCUGCUUAAGCUCAGUGAAACCUAUGGCCCUGUGAUAACUGUGUACCUGGGCCCUAAGCGAGCUGUGGUUCUGGUGGGAUACGAUGCUGUAAAGGAAGCACUGGUGGAUCAAGGAGAUGACUUCACUGGCAGAGGACAGCUUCCUCUCAUGGUCAAAGCUACCAAAGGCUAUGGUUUGGGGAUCAGUAAUGGAGAUCGCUGGCGUCAGUUGAGACGUUUCACCCUGACAACGCUAAGAGACUUUGGGAUGGGACGUAAAGGGAUGGAGGAGUGGAUCCAGGAGGAGAGCAAACACCUGAUCGCCCGCAUAAAUAGUACCAAAGCUGCACCUUUUGAUCCCACGUACUUCUUAAGCAGCACCGUGUCCAACGUGAUCUGCUGCUUAGUGUUCGGUCAACGCUUCAGCUAUGACGACGAGCACUUCCUCUCCAUUCUGCAGAUCAUCUCAGAUUUGCCGCGAUUUGGCAGCAGACCCGGCGGUCAGUUGUAUAAUAUCUUCCCCCGGUUGAUGGAAUUGCUGCCGGGUCAACACCACAACUUUUUUGCCAAAGUUGAAGAGCUGAGAGGAUUCACCAUGAAAAAGAUCCAGGAGCACCACAACACGUUGGACCCCAGCUGCCCAAGAGAUUACAUCGACUGCUUCCUCACCAAAUUAAAUCAGGAAAAGCACAUUCCCACAACAGAGUUCCACUAUGAAAACUUGGUGUCAACAGUGCUGAACCUGUUCCUGGCAGGAACAGAAACCACCAGCUCCACUCUCAGAUUUGCAAUAAAUGUUCUGGUUAGAUACCCCAAAAUACAAGAGAAUAUCCAGCAGGAGAUUGACACUGUGAUUGGACGGGACCGUUGUCCUCUCAUGGAAGACAGGAAGUCCCUUUCGUUCACAGAUGCAGUCAUUCAUGAAAUUCAUCGCUUUAUGGAUAUUGUCCCCAUGAAUGUCCCCCACCAUGCACUAGAGGACAUCUCUUUUAGGGGUUACACAAUUCCUAAGGAUACAAUAAUUAUACCCUUGUUACACUCUGUGCUAAAAGAGGAAAAGCAUUGGGAAACUCCCUGGUCCUUCAACCCCCAGCACUUCUUGGACCAGAAUGGCAACUUUAAGAAAAAUCCAGCAUUUCUACCAUUCUCUGCAGGAAAGAGAUCUUGUGUGGGAGAGUCCCUCGCUCGCAUGGAGAUUUUCAUCUUCCUGGUGUCACUUCUGCAGCAGUUCACCUUUUCUUGCACCGGAGGACCCGACAGCAUAGACCUCAGUCCUGAGUACAGCAGCUUUGCUAAUUUGCCUCGCAGGUACCACGUCAUCGCCACGCCACGGUGCUAACAGAUAUUUUACAGCAUAUGACUUCAACCUGUGUCUUCAACCCUUAUUACGUUUUUACGGGUCCCAAAGAGGGCACACGUUGGCACAUAAUUUCAAAAUGUAGAAACCAAACUGCUAUUUGUGAUACUGUAGGUGUGGUUUCUUUUCAGUAGUGAAGAAAGUGUUUCCAUGUGCCCAACUGAAUUUCUGUAAUAGCUUUUGUCUUACAUAAAUUCUCAAACCAUUCGUCUAAAGACUAAAUUCUCAGUAAAAAAAAGAUAUUUGCAUUUGAACUGUUGUUGAAAAAAUGACCAUGCUACUGCCAAAGGAAAAACACACAGAGAAAAAAAAGUCCAAGAGGAAUGUAAACUGUAUUUUUGUUAUGUUUUUGUUGUGUGAAUUCCCUGGACUGCUGUAAUGAUCAUAAUUGAGUGAAAUUACAAACAAAAAAGUCUAAUCUAUGCUUACCAGCACAGCACAGUCAACUCUGCUGUCAUUGAUUUAAAUGGUGUUACUGGUUCUACAGCUCAUGUGCUUAUGAUUGAGUUCCUUUAAAGCUCUUUAAAUUUUAAUCUUUUAUUUGCACUGUAUGUUCUUUUAAUAAUUUUAAUGCUAAUCAUUAUUUUAUGCUGCACUCUCAUAUUUUAUGUUCUAUUUUAGUCUAGCUUUUUGUUUUCUUUCUUUCUAUUUUUUAUGUACUUGUUCUUUUUUAAAUUGUAUGUUUUAAUGUUUCUACCUUUUACUGUUAAAUGGUACUUUUUUUCUUUUUAUUAUAAUCAGGUUUUUUUUUAUUGUAUGUUUUUAUGUUUCCAAUUGUUACUGUUAAAUCAUCUGAUAUUUAGUUUUUAUGUAAAGCACAUUGAGUUGCCCCUGUGUAUGAAAUGAGCUAUAUAUAGAAAGCUGCCUUGCCUUACUGGUACUUCCAUUAAAAGACCUUAUGAAAAUCAA